AUGAAGUUCUUCUCUACUCUUUCCAUCGCUGCCCUCUUGGCAGCUCCUGCCGUCAUGGCGUUUGCCCCCGCGAUUUCUUCCAGCAACAAUCACCCCAUCGUCAGCACCACGGCGUUGUUCGUCAAGGUCACUCCGACUCUCAUUAAAGAACUCCGUGACCAGACCGGUGCUGGAAUGAUGGAUUGCAAAAAGGCAUUGCUCGAAACCGAAGGAGAUAUUGAACAGGCCAUUGAAAACAUGCGGACAUCGGGAGCAUUGAAAGCGGCCAAAAAGGCCACCAAAGUGGCUGCCGAAGGAAAAAUCAUUAUCAAGCAGAGCGAUGAUACCGCUGCCAUGGUGGAAGUCAAUUGCCAAACUGACUUUGUGGCCAAGGAUGAGACAUUUUUGGCAUUUGCCAACAGUGUGGCACAAACUGCCGCCGACAGCAAGGCAUCCCUGGAAGAUCUCCAGCAGCAAUUUGAAGAGGAACGGGUGGCACUCGUCGCCAAGAUUGGAGAGAAUAUCAAUGUCCGUCGUGUCCAAUAUGUGGAAGGCGACAAGAUUGCCACUUAUUUGCACAAUGGCGGCAAGAUUGGUGUGGUGGUGACGGGAGAGGGGGAAGAUCAGACACUCAAGAAUGUUUGCAUGCAUGUCUGUGCUUCCAAUCCGCAAUUCUUGACGCCCGACGAUGUCCCUCAGGAAGUGGUCGACAAGGAACGCAAGGUGCAGGUCGAUAUCGCCAUGAAUGAAGGAAAACCACAAGAUAUUGCCGAAAAAAUGGUGGCAGGACGCAUGAAAAAAUACACCGGUGAAGUCUCCUUGACUGGGCAACCCUUUGUCAUGGAACCCAAGAAGAGUGUGGGAGACAUUUUGAAGGAGCAGGGUGCAUCGGUUGACAAUUUUGUUCGACUUGAAGUUGGGGAAGGUAUCGAGAAGAAAGAUGAGCCUAGCUUUGCGGAUGAAGUUGCUGCCAUGGCUGCUGGCAAGUAG
Messenger RNA from Seminavis robusta, 969 nucleotides. The record is from the annotation of a GenBank genome assembly. Lineage: Eukaryota; Bacillariophyta; Bacillariophyceae; Naviculales; Naviculaceae.